AUGUCAGAAGGCGACAUUUGGUUCAUCAACUAUGGUGAAAUGCCUCCAGUGGUGCACUGCAGGCUGCUGGGCGCGCAAAUUAGUGGAUCUUUGUGGUGCAUCAUAACCCCGGACCAUGAUAUCUAUGAAGAGCAGCUUGACAAUAUGAAUCCUGACGUGGUAGAAGUGAUACCUGGUCUUGGGGGGAUUGGUGCGCCUCUUCCUCCCACAGUGGAUCCAAACCAUGUGUAUGGUUUUCGAGCCAUGAUCGCGCAGCAGUAUCAGGACCUCAUGAAUUCUGCACGGCAGUAUGCAGCCGCAAUCCGUGUCCAGAUGGGCAUUCCUCCUCCUGGACUAGCACCUGCCCCCGCUCAAGCUGGACCUUUUCAACCUGCAGAGCCUCUAGUCUGGGUCUCUAUGGAAGAAGAUCAUGGCAAGACAAUUGGAGAGAUCAUUUGCGAUGUGGGUACUCCCCUACCUGCAGGAGCUGUUGUUUUGGGAGUUAGCAAGGCAUUGAUCCCUGUUGGAACAGGAGCCCUCUAUGUGAAACAAGUCUCCAAGGACAAGAUCUCAUCCAUGGAGGUCCGCGAUGUCCGUGUGCUCAAAAUGCAGUUCGAUGAGGAAGGCCAGCGCAAGGUUGACUUUGGGAAGGCAGUGGCCCGCAUGACCCAGGACACCGACACCAUGCCGGGUGGUGGUUUGAUGCUUGAUGGCCCACCUUCGGCCUUGCCAGUGUUGAAAGGUAUGGUGGCGCGUGGUUUGACGCCAGUCACCGACCACGAACACUGGGUUCGAACGCAUGACUCAUUGAAAGGCGACCGGUCCCUCUACGAGAUGGAGGUGUUGACCAGAGCUUUGGAAGCCUUCGCAACACAAGACCAGAUCAAUAUUCCCAACAGUCGAGGCUGUGAACUGCUUGUCCGGCGUUGGCAAGUUAUUCGGGAAGCACAUCGGCUCAAUCCCACAAGUCCCGACUAUAGUGCAUCAGACAUUUUCAUGGGAUGGGAAUACAGGAGAGGCGAUGGAGUUCACACUGAGCUGGCAAAAUUUGUGGCGGCAGAGCUCAAGGAUCAGGCACAGAUUGCCAAAGAGUCGAGAAAGGCAAGGGAAGAAAUGGCGCAGAAGAAGAACAACAAAGGCGGAGCAGAGCAAUUGACCAUGUGGACAGGUUUGAGUAUCGGUGGUGUAGCGGAAUUGGUGUGGGGUCAGACUGAAGAAGAUAUGUUGCACAGUACAAACACUGAACUUUCAGGCAUGUGGCAAAUGUUUUGUGCGGAAAAUGUAAGAUUGGAAAUAGAUGAUGACACCGAAGAACACGCAAAGGACGAGCUUCCUGAAGAAGUUCCCAGUCUACGCACCGUCCUGCGGUCAGAUGAAAGUAUGGAAAUCGAAGACGAGGUUUUAACGCCACAGGUAAGACGUUAUGAGAAUGUCUGCCGGGCGAAUGAUGCAAUUGGUGCCAUUAACAGUUUGGCUGGGUGUCUGUCUGCCAAGCAGGGAGCACCUACUGUGACUCAGCAACGUGCGAUGAAUGGUAUCUUGCAGGCGAUGAUUGACAGGCCAAGGGCUAAUUCAACCACUCCUAUGCGUGAAGCCGUUUGUGAGCUUCUGCAUUACCGCCCCUCUAGUGCUUAUGUGGAGCUUGAGGAUUCGGGGACAACAACCGUUAGGCCAUUCCAACAACCCCUGGUCUCACUGCCAGAGCCGGGCGCACUGACCCACGAUGCACUCGAUUUGGUUGAUGAGGUUGGGCGAGAGAUUCUCGUGGCCUACCACGACACCAUGCUUCGUGAUGUUGAAAAAGAGCCACCCAAGAAGUUGCCGGGUGACAUCACGCCCUACAUGGAUGUGAAGUUGAAAUUGGAAAUUCCGGAUGGCCAGUCCAUGUUCAUUGCGCAAACGGAUAUACGUCGUGCCUAUGGGCUGGAACUGGGCAAUGUUCAUUGCGCAGCGCGUCCAUCAACAUCAGAGCAUGCUCGCCGCUGGUCUGGGAGUGGACAGAGUGCUAGUCGAUGGCAGGCCAAGUCAACUGGGGUGGCGUUAGUGCCGUAUGCUGACAAUUUAAAUAUUGUAGGCUGUUGCAAAGAUGCGGUGCAAUCCACAAAACACAAGAUCGUCAAACAUUUGGAGUCCUUGGGCUUUCGAAUACAUGAGGAGCAAGAGGCUCUGACAACUGCGGAAUCCCUGGGUUUUUUCAUUGAUGGUGAGCGGGGUAAAGUUUUUCCAAAACCGGACAAGUUGCAAAAGGUAUCAGCCAGCGAUGCCAGCCUCACCGGCACUGCAGUAUGCUCAACUACGUGGAGCAAGGAGCAUGUGCAGCAGAUAAGCCAUCUAGAAUUUUUGAGUCUCAUAGCCAUGCCUCAAAACGCGGUGCGAAGAAAACCCGCUACGAGAUGCUGUACCCGGGGUCAAAAGAAAGAGCGGAUUCCACCCGGUGCAAAACCGGACUCUGUGGUGAAUCGCUUGAAGAAGUCCAUUCAGCCUUACAAAGGGUUGUCAAAGAUGCCAAGUCCUGCAGAAGUAAGAAGGAGGAUUGCAGACAAGACAGAAAUUGGCCGCAGCGAGAAGCGAAGGCGACUCAUGGCAGAGCCCCUCUCAGUGCCCCGACAACCUGGCCAAACUUUUCUGGAGCAAUCUGCAAUUUCUCCGAGAACUGCUGCAGACUACAAGUUCAGGAUGGAGGUGUUCAAAAAGUUUUGCCUUCUUCACUGGAUCUCCACCACAGGGCCCAGAAACCUCGAUCCCAGCUUGACAACAUUCCUGCAGCAAUGCUUCAACGAUGGGAUGGAGCUGGCAGAGGCAACGCAGUAUCUGGCAGCUGUGAUCGACAGUUGCCCAGAGGCGGCAGCAAAACACAAGCUGCCACGAGCACGAAGAGCAUUGAAGGGUUGGAAGAAUCUGGAUCCAGGGCGAAGUCGUCCUCCCUUGCCUUGGCCUCUGAUAGCGUUGAUUGCGCAAACCAUGCUAGAGCAGGGCCAUAUGUUCAGCGCCAUGUUGGCUCUGACCAUGUUUGUGACUUAUUCCAGGCCCACAGAGACAUUGAGGCUACAGAAGAAAGAUUUUCUCAGCUCAACGUCUUUGGCGGCAACCUGGAUGCUUGUCUUCAACCGCGAGGAAGAGUUCGAGACUUCAAAAAUGGGGGUAGCCGACGAGAACAUCUCCCUGGACUCUCGAGCCUUGCCAUGGUUGGGCAAAGCUUUGGAAAAGAUGUCAAAGCCUCUUCUUCCCACACAGCUGCUUUUUCAAGUGGAAUACAGCAAGUUUCUCACUCAGUGGAAAGGUGCUCUUCAAAAGAUAGGGCUGCCGGAAAAGCAUUCAACCCCUUACCAGCUGCGUCACUCAGGCGCCAGUUGGGAUCGGUUCAAGAAUUUCCGAACGCAGCUGGAAGUCAAAAUGCGGGGACGAUGGGAGUCAGACUCCUCAAUGAGCCGAUACGAGAAAAAAGCUCUUGUGGCAACCGCAUUCGACAGCUAUGCUUUGGAACUUUGUUGUGGAUCAGCUCGUUUUUCGCGGGCAUUGGGGCGAUUAGGCUGGCAUGUGGAGCCUUGGGAUAUUCAGUAUGGUGAUUCCUGCGACCUGACGCUGGAUAGGCAUGUCUGCUCUAUCUUGGAUCGCAUCAAGCAGGGUGCUAUACAGUUUGUCCACAUUGGCUUUCCACGCAGCUCCUGGUCCCUGGAAAGGCGCGAUGGCAGCCAUGGUCCAAAGCCUUUGCGAGACAAUUCGCAGUUUCUCAUGGGGUACCCCAACCUUAGUCAGAUGGCUCGUCGCAAAGUUCUUCUUGGCAACGCGCUGCUAAGGCAAUCAGUGCGUGUGAUUAGGGCUUGUCAAAAAGCUGGUGUGCCGUGGUGCUUUGAAAGCCCAGUUGCCAGUAGAAUUUGGCUGACACAUCACAUCAAAAGCGAGAAGCAUUGCCACCUCCAACGUGCAGAUUUCUGCCAAUAUGGCGUGCCUUGGAGGGCGGAAGCGGCGGAGCCCAGCGUUGUGGGUCAGGGAGACUUGCCCCACUCCUUCGGGGUCAAGGCCGAAACCUGGAUAGACGAGACCGGAGAGAAGAAACGCUCCAAUGCAGGAGUCCUUUCGCGCGUGCGUAUCGAGUGGGAGGAAGAUAGCGCAGUGGACAUUGAGCGUGCCUGUCGAGCCUUCACAGUGCAAGGCUUCAAGGGACUGUUCACGGACUAUGAGGCCGCACCUUGCCGCGUGACACAUUGCGCCUUGUUGCCGGAGCUGGCCCCGCGCGCCCCGCGCGCCCCGGGCACGGUCCUCUGGGCCAACGGAGGCCGCUGCGCAGUGGCCACGAAGGACGGCCGUGCGGUGCUGUUGACGUUGGAUGCGGAAGCGACGGCGGAGGUCGUGGUGGGUGGAAAGUUUGAAUCUGUGACGUUGGUGAGUACCUGGUUGCAGAAGCCCUUCACUGAUCGAGUGAAGGGACGAAAAAGGUUUGAAUGAAAUGAUGAGUUGUUCACAGUCUAGUAGGGAUGCAACUUCUGCUGUGAGAAUAAGGAAUUGAUGUUCGUUUGAAAUCGCGGCAUGGUGAUGCAUCCCAAGUUCAAGCCUCAAGAUGUUUGAGUUGAGGUGACCUUUAAAACUUUACUUGUGUGUUUCAUGUAAUGUAUACACACCAGUUGCCUUUGCAUGCUUUUGUUGGAUUAAUAGGAAUCCCACUGAUAUGUACAGACAGCAGACUGCCCCUUCUUUUGUAGUUGACCUGCACGUAAAAACGCGGUGGACCGCAGAGCAGGGGCAAGGUCUGAUGCGAUGUAUAGCUUUCGAUCGAUUUGACUCCACGAACUACCAGUGGAGCCGAGCGGGGUAAUUUCUGCUUCAAUGUAUAGCGUUUGGUCGAUUUGACCCCGCGGUUGCCAGGGGGAUGAUUUUGG
Messenger RNA from Cladocopium goreaui, 4856 nucleotides. The record is from the annotation of a GenBank genome assembly. NCBI's taxonomy places the organism in Eukaryota, Dinophyceae, Suessiales, Symbiodiniaceae.